Molecule: messenger RNA, 5057 nt
Organism: Clarias gariepinus (North African catfish)
Lineage: Eukaryota; Metazoa; Chordata; Actinopteri; Siluriformes; Clariidae
Gene: ptprr
Product: protein tyrosine phosphatase receptor type R
Exons: 14
Coding region: 11-2113 (700 amino acids)
Biological process (GO): protein dephosphorylation
Molecular function (GO): protein tyrosine phosphatase activity
Source: RefSeq, a predicted model, not a curated record
GCACGGAGCCAUGCAUGGACGAGGAAGCCGUGUUUUUCUUCUCAUUGCUUUGUUGCAUGGAGCUGGAGUCGCAGGAGGCUUCUCGGGAGACGAUGAGAGUUACCAGUCUCAGCGGUAUGCUCGUUUAGUGCCGGCCACCCUGCUGUAUCGACGUGUGAACUCCCGGAACCUGGAGCAACCACUGAAAUAUACCAGCCAUGCACGGUUCCACGGCCUCACAGCCAAGCGGACGCCCUCCGCCCUACUGGCCGCGUCGCGUUUCCGGCAGGUGCCGCAGGAUCACUCGGAACUUAGGCUCCUGGCCAAGACGGACGACGAGGUGCACAUGGAGAACACACCCGUAUCUGCACGUCAUAUCGUCACCAUGGCUCUCCAGCUGGAUGUUCGGCAGUUGAACAUAAGCCUUUUGAGGACGUUCCGUGAAGGCGUGGCUGCUGCCCUGGACAUUUCACCACGACAAGUUCACAUCAACCGGCUGAAUGAGCAACAAAAUGGCAUUGAGUUGUAUGUGUCAUCGGACCGGACCGGAGCGUCGGAGCCGGUGUCCUCAGACGAAGUGAUCCGCUCGCUCGACAUCAACACCCUGCACAGCAGCCUCGGUCCUUUCGGCAUCACCCGGGUCUCGGCUGAGAAGAAUGUGCUUCAAGGCCAGCAUGAGAGGGACAACGUGUGGAGCAACGAAGGCUUCUACGUGGUGGUCAUCUUCCUCACGAUCUUCAUCAUCGUCGUCACCUGUUUAAUGGUGCUUUACCGACUCAAGGAGAAGGUCGAGUACUCAGACGGGCAGCUGAAGGGGCUGGGUGCGCCCGUGUCUGUGCAUGCCACCCAGCCGCCCCUGACCCUCACCAGCAGCAUGGUGCAGGCCAGCCCAGCCCCGAAACCAGCCUGCACCACUGCGACCAGCUCAACCCCCUCUACCACCACCACCACCACAUCCACCACCGUCACCACCAUUGCCGCCACUACCAGCACUAGCACCAGCACCAACUCCCAGAUCAACCACAACACACACCCCACACACACCAGUGCCUCCAGCUCGGAUUCUCAGUGCCCUCCGUGCCCACCUGUGGCUGAGUUCAAACCCUGUCUGUCCUCCAACCCUUCGCCGUUUAAGAUGAAGCCUGCUGCCGGUCUGCAGGAGAGACGAGGCUCUAACGUUUCCCUGGUGCUGGAUAUGAGCGCACUGGGCUCCGUGGAGCCUCUGAAUUGUGGAGUGAACACGCCACGCGAGCGGGUGGCUCAGGAGUACCUGCAGUCGGCCGCGCGGGUCCUCACACGCCAGCAGCUCCGAGACGCCACGCGCAACACCCAGGCACUGCACGCCGAGUUCGCCGAAAUUCCCAUGAACUUCGUCGAUCCAAAGGAUCUGGACAUUCCCAGUCUCGGGACCAAGAACAGAUACAAGACUAUUUUGCCAAAUCCACACUCCAGAGUCCUCCUGAAGUACAGGAAUAGCUGUGAUUCUCUCAGCAGCUACAUAAAUGCCAACUACAUGCGGGGUUACCUCGGACAUGAGAAAUCCUUCAUCGCCACACAAGGUCCUAUGAUCAACACGGUUAACGACUUCUGGCAGAUGGCCUGGCAGGAGGAGUCGCCCGUCAUCGUCAUGAUCACCAAGCUGAAGGAGAAGAACGAGAAAUGCGUUUUGUACUGGCCUGAAAAACGAGGGAUUUACGGCAAGGUCGAGGUUCUCGUCAACAGUGUCCGGGAAUGUGAACAUUACACUGUCCGCACACUCACACUCAAACAAGGUGGCCAAAGUCGUAAAGUCCAGCAUUACUGGUACACCUCAUGGCCGGAUCAUAAAACCCCAGACAGCGCUGGGCCUCUGCUGCAGCUCAUGACUGAUGUCGAGGAAAGCAGAGAGGCUUCCGAGUCACACGGCCCCGUCAUCGUUCACUGCAGUGCUGGAAUCGGUCGCACCGGCUGCUUCAUUGCCACCACCAUAGGCUGUAAUCAGCUGCGUCGGGAAGGAGUAGUGGACCUUCUGAGCAUCGUGUGCCAGAUGAGAGUAGACAGGGGUGGAAUGAUCCAAACCGGAGAACAGUAUGAGUUUGUCCACCAUGCUUUGAGUCUCUACGAAGGCCGUCUAUCAGCCGACACUGACCAGUGAACCCAAAGGAAGGCAAGGGGAAGAAGUUACGAGGAUGUUUUUUUUUUUUUUCGAACCAGGGGGAACAAUCUCUCAAAAGUCUAAGAGGUCGAAUUUUCCAGACAAUCUAGAAUCUAAGGGAUUGUUAUAAAGAUGUCUUGCAAUUGCGAUCUUAAACAGCAGUGGUAGUAGGAAGAUCAUACUUCUUCAAGGAGAUCUUAGCAGAUGUGCGCUGGAUUCUAAAGAAGCAUGUUCGCUCUGUCUAUGUCGAUUAAAACCAGUAUCUGUUUCUACAAGUAUACCUGCCCUCUGACCUCUGACCUCCAGUUUUGGACGUUCCAUGGAUCCACGUCGUGCUCAGACGGUCUAAGUAUUCGAUCCGAAACGUGUACAGUUAGGUACAGUAUGGUAGAUUAGCACUUUCUGUUUCUCGUCACUUCACAGAGAACUAUCUUAUUCGAAGACUGUUAGACGCAUCAGCUGGACUCGCGCGUGUGUGUAUGUGUGUGUGUGUGUGUGUGAAUACUGUAUGUCCCAACGGUUCCUCUAAUCGUUUUAACAAACACCUACUCAAGAUUUUAGCAUGAAUGUAAAGACGUUCAAAUCUGCUCAUUUUUUAUUCUUCUGUAUUAUUUUGAUUUCUAUUUGUAAAAGACGAGGUUAUAAAGUACAACACACCACGAUACAAUAAUGGUGCAGUCCGCAUUUAAACGUAAGUGUACUUUAAAUAGCAGAGUUUGAAAUAUAUAAAUAUAUUAAAUAUAAUAAUAGUUAUUUUUGUACUAUCUUCCCUGAGUAUUUGUUGCUUUAAUAUUUUUUUUAGUUCUUUUUUUCUAUUUAAAUAAAGCAACGUCCAUCCAAAGUGAGAACAUUAGGCAGAAAAGAAGUUUUACAAAAAAAAAAGUCCAUAUUAAAAUAAAUAAAUAAAUAAAAUAUCCAAUGUUCUCAUAUCAUGUUGCAGAUACAGAGCUACAAGUUGAUGUUUGGGAAAAACAUAGACAAAGAAUUUUUGAACAAACUGUUUUUUUAUUUUAUUUUAUAUGGAUUAUGGAAUCAUCUGGCUCAGACUGAUAAACAGGAUCAAAUCCAUUGCGAUUUGGUUCAUUUAAGAACUUGGAAUAACCAUGUACAGUAUGUGUUUUAAAAUCAUAAAGCGUCUUGACAACUCCAACAAUUUUUCUAAUCCGUUUUUUUUUUUUUUUUUCAUUUUGCUAAAUUCCAACACAAUACACACACUUAAUGUGCUAAAUCAGGUAGACACCAAAUUCUAAUAAAGCGAACAUCUUUCCCUUCCGCACGGUCAUUACACCGAUCAGCCAUAACGUUAUGACCACCAACAGGUGACGUAACAUUGAGUAUCUCGUUAUGUUCUGGAAGUGAACAUUUUCUUCCUGAAGCAGAAAAAAUGGGCAAGCUUGUGAUGCCUAGACGACUGGAUCAGAGCCACAGCACAACUGCAGCUGAUGGCUGUUCCUUUGGCCAUGCCAGACUGUGGAAAUGCUUUAGGAAUGGUUUGAGGAACAUAACAAAAAGUUUGAGGUGUCGACUUGACCUUCAGGUUCUCACAACUUACACUACUUAAAAGCCUGAUGCCAGAUACUACAGCACGCCAGCUGAGGUCUAAUGGAGUCCAUGCUUUGAGAUGUCAGGGCUGAUUUUGUGGCACCAGGGGUCCGACACGGUAUUAGACGGAUGGUCAUGACGCUAUGGCUGAUCCAUGUGUAUAGUUUUUUUUUUUUUGACCUGUCAACCUGUAAAGUAUGCUUUUCUGUGCAAAAGUCUUAGCCCCUUACAUUUUACAUGAACAAAAUAUGAACAUUUAUAUAUUAUAUAUAUAUAUAUAUAUAUAUAUACCCUAUUGUUGAAUUGAAUUUGUACUGUAAGUGAAGGAAGGCGACAUUUUAGCCGAGUAUUACGUACAAAUCAGGUGAUCUUAUAUAAAAAUCUCUUAUAGCUUUCAAUUUCUUUACCCUUAACCAAAUUUUUUAUUUUUUUUUUUAGAGCUUGCAUACGGUCAAUCAUAUCUGUCAAUCAUAUACAUGUAAAUCAGUUUUUAUCUCAUCGAGGUACAGGUACAUGUACUGUAUAUCAUGGUGAAGUGUAUAAAAGUGCUAUUAAAGCGUCUCCGAGGAUCCCGCUGCUUCAAUUCAGUGUUCGGUUUUAUGAGAUUGAAAGAUGAUUGUUGUAUAACUUUAAACAUUUCUUAUGUUUUUUUGUAUUGUCCAUUUUUUAUGGGGAAAAAACAAAAAUUCCGAUUAUUUGUGAUACAGAGGUUUUAAUGAUAUAUUUGUGAAUUUCUAUUCGACGUGUGUAGCAUAGAAAAAUCCGGUCAGUUUCUCGUCAGUGUACGUUGGCUUACUGUUUCUAGCUCUUUUUUUCCCACUCUUUCAGUGUUAUUAACCUGUCAAAAACAUUUUCCUCCCUUUUGUAUGACUAAUCCAUGAUUGUUGUGGGGGUUAAACAAUGCGUAACUUUCAAACUUUUCAGAUCUGUUACAGUAGAUUAUUCUAGCUUGUAUAAUCUGUACAUAUCUUCCUUCUAUUACUACAAUAAGUCAAGUCUGAGCCGGAGGUUCGGUGUGUCAUGUUCAGCAACCACGACUGUCCGUUGGUUCAACCUGUGAAAACAAACCAGACUUAUUAUUAUUAUAAUUAUCAGUAAUAAAACAUACUGUUGAUGGGAACGCUGGACUGUGUCAUGAUUUCAGGCCGUAAUAUCUAAUGUUGAGGUACUGUACCACGUAUGGUACGUUCACAUAAAUAUGAGCCCUGUUUUAUCUUUAUGGAGAUGUAAUGUGGAGAAACGUGUUCUUGUGUAUAGAACUAAAAUUGUUAUUAUUAUUAUUGUUAUUAUUAUUAUUAUUAUUAUUAUUGCCGACUCAGACUGUACUUUAACUGGUAAUAAUAUACCCAACUCUGUGACUCUGUGGUCUUUACAGUAAAAAUAAUAAAUCAAUCAUACCCAG